AUGUCUGAUACCGCUAUAUCGGAUAGUAAGGAUCAACAGCAACGUGCGACCGCCUCGGUCAAGUUGGACCAGCAAGAUCCACCACAAGCACAACAAGCGCAACAACAUCCGCCAAGUGGCAAUAGCAAGGCUGCGUCGACUCCCGAGGACCCAGGUGCUAACCCCCAGCAACAGGAUCCGGGCUACGCCGACCCCAACAAUGUUGGUCAUGGCAACCAAUAUGGGUACAACAAUUACCAAUAUACUCAAGGUUACGGAUCAAACUUCAACGGUAAUCCUCAUAACUACUACAACAAACAACACCAGUACAACGGUGGUGGCGGCGGUGGUGGUGCUGCUAAACAUUACUCGGGUAACAACAAUAGACAAGGUGGCAACCCCGGUGGAUCAAGAUUUAACAAUAACUCGAGCAAUAACGGCACCCCAAUUCAACCUCAUAGAAAACUGUAUAAUAACCAAAAGUUUCACCAUAAUCAACAACAGCAGCAACAGCAGGCUCAACAGCAGCAAGCGCAGCAACAGCAAGCUCAGCAGCAGCAACAGCAGGCUCAACAACAAGCACAGUACAUCAAUUAUGGAUACGCAGGAGCACCCCAGAUGUUCCAAUAUGGGUACUAUCCAUCUCCAAUGUACGUGCAGCCCUUGCAAUAUACUCCGGCACCAGCUUAUUCAACGCCUCCUCCACCUCCACAACAACAAGCUUCAACCGCAUCUACUCCUCAACUUCAACAUCAGCAGAUUCUAAACUCUCCAGUAAAUACCACCGCCACCGCCACCACCACUACUCCCAAAAUCAAGUUGACGACAAAAGAUGGUAAGCCUGUAGAUUUAGAAGAGAAAAAGAGGCAAACUGCAUCUUCAACUCCAAUUGCUUCUCCUCAUCCUAAAACAGUAACCCCUGCAACCACCACCACAUCGUCAACAAUUGGAGCAACAAAGGACACUUCAAACGAAACGCCGUCGUCUACUACCACCACUAAUUCUUCUUCUGCAAAAGAGGAAGUAAAAGAUCCAACUCCUGCGAAUAAACCAGCUGCUGGUGUUAGCUCUGCAGCAGAAGAAUUUAAACGAAGAAUUAGAGAAAGAGCUGCAGCUGCAGCUGCCAAGAAGAAACAGGAGGAAGACUUGAAAUUGGAAGAAGCCAAAAAGGCAGAAGAAGGAGAGAGUAAAGCAAGUGAAGAAGCUUCUACUGCUGAGACCAAAGAAGAACCUUCUGUUGUUGUUGUUGCUGCUGCUGCUGCUGCUUUGGAAAGCGAAAAAGAGCCCACUGCUCCAGUAACCAAAGAGGAAGAACCAAAAGUGGAAAAGGAAGAACAAAAGGAAGAACAAAAGGAAGAACAAAAGGAAAAAGAACCUGCUACGGAAAGUCAAGCAGAACCUGUGAAGGAAGCAAAAGAACCCAAGGAGGACGAGAAGGCUCCAGUAGAAGCAAAAGAAGAAGCAAAAGAAGAAGCAAUAGAAGAAGCAAUAGAAGAAGCAAAAGAAGAAGUGGAUGUUUCUGCUAAAGAGCAAACUGUUCCUGCUGCUGUUCCUGCUGCUGCUGCUGCUGCUCCAGAAUCAAAAGAGAAGGAGAAAGAACCCGUUUCUGAGGAAGCUGCAUCUGAAUCAACUGCAUCACAAACUAAAGAAGAGCCAGCCACAGUACCAGCAAAAGAAGAAACCGAGGAGGAAACCACCCCAAAGCCAGAAUCACAAGAAACUGAACUGGAAGAUACUUCACUGGCCGCAGAAGAGUCCAAGCCCGAACCAGCAGCAGUAGCACCCGCAGCACCCGAAUUAAACAUCUCCCAAUUCUUGGAAAGAAUCGCCAAAGCUUCAGCGAUUGCAGACAUUUUCGAUGUAGCUUAUCCUGAAAACAUUAAUGGUGUUGACAAGACCAAGCAACUCGCAAGCAAGAAAUAUAGAUACGAUCCUCAGUUUUUGGUUCAAUUCCGCGAGGUUGUGAACUACCCCAUCGAUGCCGACUUUAAAGCACGCUACGAAUUUUUGGAAGUUGGCAACCAACAAAGAUUGGCACGUUCGGGUUCAGCACGAGAAGGAUCUAUGCGUGGGCCAGGAGCAGGUGCAAGACAAACCAGUGGAUUGCCAUCACGGUAUAAUGGUCCGCUGGGUGCUAAGCCAGGCAUGGGAGUAUUGGGCAAUCAAUAUGACAGCAGCAGGCAGAAUUCAAGAAGCGGGUCCAAGAGAAGAGGCGUUUCCACGAGAGAGAAAUCUACUAGAAAAGGCGGUCCGCCAACCAAACGUGGUGGAAGAGGACCAGAGGCACGCGAAAAAACCGACGAGGAGUUGGCCAAGGAAGUUAAACAACCUGUGGAAGAGGUUAAGCCAUUGGAAAAGAGCGCGAAUAGAUGGAUCCCCAAAUCGAGACUUAAGAAGACCGAAGUACGCUAUGCCGAGGAUGGUAGUGUCAUUUUAGAAAAGGAUGAAGUUGAGAAAAAAGUCAAGUCCUUGUUGAACAAAUUGACAUUGGAAAUGUUCACCGAAAUCACCGAUGAGAUGUUGGACAUUACAAAACAAUCCAAGUGGGAAGAAGACGCGCUGACUAUCAAGCAAACCAUUUCGUUGACCUUCCAAAAAGCGUGCGACGAACCCCAUUGGUCGGAGAUGUAUGCUAAAUUCUGCGCCAAGAUGACCCAAAACAUCUUACCUGAAAUCACCGACAAGACCAGCACUACUAAAGAGGGCAUUAACCCGUCGGGUGGUACCUUGGCACGUAGGGUCUUGUUGACUACAUGUCAAGAAGAGUAUGAAAAAGGUUGGGUUGACAAGUUACCUACAAACCCAGACGGUUCACCAUUGGAGCCCGAAAUGAUGAGUGAUGAAUACUACGCCAUGGCCGCGGCAAAGAGAAGGGGUUUGGGAUUGGUCAAGUUUAUUGGUCACUUGUACAACUUGAACAUGUUGAACAACCAAGUCAUCUUUAUGUGUCUUAGGGAACAAUGCAGAAACACCGAGGACCCAUCCGAAGACACGUUGGAGAACUUGGCCCAGUUGAUCAAGACGGUGGGACCUAAGUUGGACGCUAAUGAAAGCACAAAGACGGUGUUGAAGAUGGUUUUCGACAACAUUGGCAAGAUUUUAGAAAACGUCGAGUUGUCUUCAAGAAUCAAGUUCAUGUUGAUGGACUUGCAAGACUUGAGAAGAGCGAAGUGGAGCAGUGGCAAGACCGAUGCUAAACCAACGACUAUCGAAGCCAUCCAUCGUGAUGCUGAAAUGAUGAGGUUAAUGCAGGAAAAAGACAAGAAACAAAAGAGGUAUGGCUCAGCACCGCAACAACACCACCAACAAUAUCAACAACAUCACCAACAACUGCAACAUCAACAACAACAACAGCUGCAACAACAGCAACUGCAUUAUGGAGAACGAAAUGCACCAUCAAGACAAGAUUCAUAUGGAAAUUUCUCAAACGCGGGUGGAUACUUUAAGAAAUCACCUAGCUACAGAUCCAGUUCCAGUAGAGCAGUCAGCAAUAGCAACGAGCGCGGAAGCUCGGGCAACCAGUCCACUACCACCUUGGGAAGCAGUGGGUCGCUCACUUCAUCUCAAAGCGCUGCUGACCUCCAGAGAGACUCAUCGAAAAGAUCAGAGGUGCAGCAACAAGUCAACAGGUUUGCUGCUCUAGAUAACGAUAACGACGACGACGAGGAAGAAGAAGAUGAUGACGAGGAGGAGGAAGAGGAAGAUGAUGACGAUGGUCAUGACGAUGAGGAGGAAAAUGGAGAUGGAGAGGCGCAAGAGGACACUGGUGCUGCAGAGUGA
Lodderomyces beijingensis is the source of this 3759-nucleotide messenger RNA. Lineage: Eukaryota; Fungi; Ascomycota; Pichiomycetes; Serinales; Debaryomycetaceae. The record is from the annotation of a GenBank genome assembly.